AUGCGCACACCCACCUCCCCUAGGCAGCCCCACUGGACCUCAGAGCGGGGAGCUCUGGCCUUGGAGGACACGAACACGUCAGAAGUGCACCUGCAGGACAAAAUCAGGAACGGCCGAAUCUAUUCAGAGAUCUCCUUGGGUGUCCGCUCCACUAUCUGUCCAAAGAGGAUGAGUAAGCAUGCUCAGUACACAAAGGUCUACGAAACCCCAUGGCUGGAGUAUGGCGUGUACAUGGAGACUCAGAGGAAGAUGAUGGGCAGAGUAACUGUGUUCACACAGUCGAAAAAACAAAAGAAAAAAGAAAAAAAAAAAAGCCUUGCAGAAGAGAAUUCCAAAGCCCACGAAGGUGAGAAACAGCAAGGAGGCCAGUGGAAGGAACAGGAUAAAAAGGAGGAGAUAAGAGGUGACCACAGGGCCCAGAUCACCUGGAGUCUUGUGAAUCACGAUCCAAAGCGCAGCCUUCGGCCCUGCUGGCAUCUCUUUGCAAUCCACUCUAUCUGGUCCCACUUCUUCCUGCUAAAUCCAAUCAGUUCAGCAUUUGACAAAAGUGAAAACACGAAAAAGCUGGUUUCUGUUAUCAUCUCAAAGGUUGUUGAGUUUCAAGUUGUUGGCAAACGAGGUCUUAGGCAGAGACGGUCUUCAGAAGAGCUUCAUGCUGCUUCCCCGGAGGUUCUGUCCCUCUUGGAAAGAGGAAAGGCUACUUUAACCCCAAUUGGAGGUCAGAAGACCACCUAUGCAGAUGCUCCUAUCAGGAAUUCUCGGGAAAAGGCUGGACCAGACACUCUGAAUCCGCCACAGCUCUCCACACCUGCAGCUACAGAAGCCCCUCUGAUGGAUGUUCAUCCUGACCAGGAGCCAUAUGCUGUGACUUGGGUCGACCUGCUAGAAGACCCACCUUCUUGGUUGAGAGAGUGCCAGAAACAGGGUCAAAAGCUGUCAUCUGGCAUCUCCCUUUCCCACUCCCCUUCCUGUUCUCCUCCAAACUCCAAACGCUUGCUUCCCGUCACUCAGCCUUCAAAGAGGCUUUACCCAGUGCUUCAGGAGAUACUCGAAGGGAGGGACUUGUUAUCCGAUCCUCAGAGACCACUUCCUUCUCCUCAGACUCCACUAGCUCCCCAGGAACCAGAAGCCGCAGGAGACCCUUUGACUAGUCCCCCACACACCAGAUCAGGAGCCCUCUAUAGAGGAGAACACCAGUCCUCCGAUGCCCCAGUUCCCAUCCUUCUUCUCAGGCAAACGGCUCCGGCUCCCGGUCCAGACGGGCAGCCAACACACCCGACGCUUGUCUACACUCCUUUCUCCACCACGGACCUCUACAACUGGAAAACUCAGAACCCGCCUUUCUCUGAAAACCCCCAGGGCCUAAUUGACUUAUUGAGCUCCAUUUUCACCACCCACUUACCUACUUGGGAAGACUGUCACCAACUCUUGGAGGUCUUACUGACUUCCGAGGAAAGGGCCCGAGUGCUCCGGGAAGCCACGAGAGCAGUCCUCGGCCCAGAUGGGAUGCCUACCACAGACCUUCACAGAAUUGAGCACGUUUUCCCUUCCGCGCUGCCCCAGGGGGACCCUAACACGGAUAACGGAAUCAUCAAGCAGAGCUUGAGUCAGAUCACACAACGACUAGAGGAAAGAGAAAGACAAAGACAAAUUAAUCAAAAUUGGUAUGAGUCUAUAUUUUCCUGGUCCCCUUGGCUAACAACUCUCCUAAGUGCCCUUGCGGGACCCCUUAUCUUUCUCUUUCUAGCUAUAACUAUAGGACCCUGUUUGAUAAAACUACUAUAAAUUGAAAAAUAGGAUCUAUAAAGCUUAUGGUAUUGCAUAGCCAAUACGUCCCACUAGCCCAAAUGCCAGAAUGAGGUUAUUCAAAGGUUUGAAUAACUACCAAACAGGAGUGGGGAAUGUAAUAGGUCAACUUAAAGAUAUCAGAAAACUUAUCGUAUAUAAGUUCGGCUUAAACUCACCUUUCAUGAAAAAUUGAGACAAAAGCUUAUGUAGUUCCCUAUUAGGCUUAGCGGAAAUUACUAACCGCCCUAUCUCGC
This is a messenger RNA of Leopardus geoffroyi (Geoffroy's cat), 2042 nucleotides long. RefSeq lists its product as uncharacterized. The transcript is spliced from 8 exons. The record is from RefSeq and is a predicted model, not a curated record. Gene Ontology annotation, biological process: virion assembly. Lineage: Eukaryota; Metazoa; Chordata; Mammalia; Carnivora; Felidae. The coding region runs from base 1 to 1785 and encodes 594 amino acids.